AGCAACAUUUAUUUACUUUUGGAAAUCGUAUUUAAGGUAUUCUAAGCAGAGCCGUUAAUUUUUCAUCAAGUAUUUUGGCUCUGGUCUGGAUAUAUCAAUAGCUGAUAGAAAUGGUUGGUGCUUUGCUCUUGAUUGUUGUAGGUUUUAUGACAAUACAAGGAUGCUUAAGUGAUGAAACACCUAAGACUUUCUUCCAGAAGUUCUGUGAUGACGCUGAAAAUUGUGCAGAUUAUGAAUUGGGUGAAAGAUUAAGGGAAAUCAAGUUUCUGCCAACAACGGAACAGGAACUCGAUGCAUACUGUCCAUCUGUUACUAAAAUGAUGUGGUGCAUAGUGCAGGAGUGUGCUGGAAAAAAUAUCUUCUGUUCCAAUACCCCAAGUAACAUGAGUGACAAUUCCAUUACUUCAGCACUAAAUGUAGGCGGUAUUUUACUUGAGAUAUGUACCUAUGGGUCUCAGUUGCGCCAAAAGUACCUUUCCGAUAUUUCCUGCAUAAAGAAGGUCAUGCUUACAGAUGAUAAAACCAGUUAUAAGUGCCUAGUGGAGGGUUAUCAAGUUAUAAUAGCUUCGAAACUUUCAGUGGACGGAGUUUCUGAGGAAGAUAGGAAGAAAGAUACCUACUGCUUGUCAGUAUUGAAUACAUUUACGUGUUUAAUUGCUCAGACGGAGCGAACUUGCGGAAGAGAGGCCAGUAAUACAGUCCAGGAGUUCUUCGCCAAAAUCAAUCUAUUGAAAUGGUUGAACUGCAAUGAAGAUCACAUGUAUGAAUUGAAAACAAAAUUAUUAAGAUCUCGUAUAUUGGGUAAGGAGAGAGAAGAAAUAUUUUCCAUAUUUUAUUGAAUGAUUAAAUAAAAAACAGUGAAAAUGAAAAAAAUUUCAAUAAACUCAUUGAAGUUUAAUAAAAGAAUUUCAAAAAGUG
Messenger RNA from Argiope bruennichi, 918 nucleotides. RefSeq lists its product as uncharacterized. Bases 111 to 839 code for a protein of 242 amino acids. The transcript is spliced from 5 exons. The record is from RefSeq and is a predicted model, not a curated record. Lineage: Eukaryota; Metazoa; Arthropoda; Arachnida; Araneae; Araneidae.